This is a messenger RNA of Guillardia theta CCMP2712, 4263 nucleotides long. RefSeq lists its product as hypothetical. The transcript is spliced from 2 exons. The record is from RefSeq and is a predicted model, not a curated record. Lineage: Eukaryota; Cryptophyceae; Pyrenomonadales; Geminigeraceae. Bases 1 to 4263 code for a protein of 1420 amino acids.
AUGAGGGGCAAAUUGACGAGCGUUGGCGAGUUGGGCAUGUCGGAGGAAGCAGAAGAGGAGUCCAACGUGUGGGCCGAGGAGGCACGGAAGCUCCUCGAGAUGCCUGGAGAAAAGCUCCUUCGUCGGCAGUCAGGGUCAUACAAUGAAGGAAGAUCGGUGGGUUUCAACAGGUUCCCAGCAGGGGAGGGAGAAGGAGAAGAAGUCCCGCAGGACGCACAAGAAGGCAAGGUAGAUGAUCUCGAGAGCAGGCGCGUCGGGUCUGCUCGACCAUGGGGAUCCGUUGCCGAGAAGUAUGAUGAGGAUGAUCUCAAGAGGUUCCUCGAUGCUCAUGGUGCAAGCUUGCCGAAGCCAGAGGUGCUCGCUGGGGAUUCCUUCGAGGAGGAGCAAGACGUGGGGAUGGCGGAGAGUGACGGCGAGCUUGAUGGAGCCCUGCAGAGAGGGGAGGAGGAGGAAGAAGGCGUCUACUAUGAGGCGAGCGGGGAUGGGGCGGUGCCCGGGUCAUUGGUCAACAGCUCGUGGGAGUCGUCGGAGAGCCACGAGGUGAGAGGGUCGAGGAGUCUGCGACAGACCGUCCGACAGAAACGAGUGGUGGGCGGUGUGAUCAGCACGUACAAGGACAAGAAGGAGAUGCAGGAAGUGCUGGAGCGACGAGCGGCGCUGUCGUACAUCCAGACGACAAGGGAGGGCGUACAGAGGAAGGAGACGGUGCUGAGGGAGGCAGAGGGCAGGGUGGCGUCGAAGCGGCAGAACAUAGAUGAGAUGAGUAGCAAGAUCAAUCUGAUGCGAGAUGAGAGCUCGAAGCUUGACGCUGAAGAUCAUUUCGGGAACCUCAACAAGAUCAAGAGCAUCCAGAGCAAGAUUCAGUCGUUGGAGCUGAAGCGCGAUGACGAGAUGCGAAGUCUGAAGGAAGAGGAGGACAUAGAGUAUGUGGCAAGAACAGAGUUCAACCGAGCUCAGAUUCAACUCCGGAAGGUGGAGGAGGUGGAGCAGGAUCUGAUCGAGGAGGAAAACUUGCACAAUGACGAGCUCAAGGUCGCGGCAGAGAUGCGAGCAGAGAAAGAGGUUCAAGCCGCGAUGAGGAUGGGUCAACGGAGGGAAGGGAGGAGAAUCGCAGCUGCAGAGCAGCACAUUCGGAACCUUGAGAAGACGAACAAUGCGAUCGAGUACGCCAAGGCAGGAAGAGUCGCAGCGUUGAGGAGGGUGAGGGAGGCGCGGGCCCAACAGGCAGCGGCCGAGCAGCAGUUCGAGGAGAAGAAGGAGCAGGAUCACUUGAAGAGGGCGGAGGCUCUGCUGGAGCUGAAGGGAAAUAUGGAGUCAGCCUUCGAUAAGAUCCGAGGAGCCAACGAGAAGCAGAGGAAGCGCCUGCGCAUGAUCGCAGCAAAGCGAGCAGCUGAGAAGUCCGAAAUCCUCGCUGCCGGUGGAAACCCAUACGCUGUGUGGAGGCAGCAGGAUCACGCGCUGCAGAAGGAGCAGGAGAAGAGGAAGCGAGAGCAGCAAGCGAAGGAGCAGGAGACAAGAUUGCUGAAACAGCUGAUGGAGGAGGAGUCUCGUCGGCUGGAAAAGGAGGCGCAAGAGAGGAAGCACAGGGCUGUCUUGAAGCAGUUUCAAGCGGAGAUGGGAGGGCAGGCAAAGCAGGACCGAGUGAUCGAGUACAUGAGGACGAGGACGGUAGGAAGCGUCGACGUGUUGGACCCCACGGGGCGGGAGGCGAGGAUCUAUCCCUCCAAGGCCACCGUCCUCAUGGACUGGAAGUUCGGCCUUGGGAUCAAGCCUCACCCUAAAGGAGCUCAGCCUGGGGAGGAGGUUCCUCCAGGGUUCCCUCGAGGGUACGAGGAGGGAGAUCCUGCGGCAGUGAAGGAGGAGGGCUGGAGGGUGACGCAGAAGUCGCGGCUCAUUGACAAGGUACAGGAUCUGUACCCCGAGGAAAGUUUCAACGCCACCCUGGUGGGCUCGAGGGCCUUGGACGAUACGGUGAGGGCCAAGACGACCAAGUCCGCGAAGAAGGAGGAGGUGGAGAUGGUGAAGAAGCUGGACCAGACCGGCGGAAAGGCGGAGGAGGAGCAGGAGAUUCAACAAGCCAAGGGCAGCCAAACGGCCGGGCAGGAGGAGGAGAAGAAGGAGGUGUUCGCCGUCCCCGAAUUCCAAGGGAUAUGGGACUCGUCAAAGAGUGUGGCAGUAGACAAGGAGAGGAGGUGGGGGAACGGCCUGUCGAAGCUGGAGCAGGAGUACUUGAAGCAGGCAAUGGAGCGGAAGAAGGAAGGGUACGGGUGGAUCGAGAAGCAGGUGGUCUGGGGGAGAGAGUUCAAGGGGACGGCGUUCGUGCCCUCGGAGAAGGGGCGAGACGUGACGGCGGUGGAGUUUGUCGACUUCGAGCCGGGGAAGACGUACAAGAAGAAGGUCACCCUGACUAACGCGUCGUUCGCGUUCAACACGUUCAAGCUGCUGGAGCUCACGGACUCGGUCAAGGACUUCUUCGUCAUCUCGUACAACCACCCGGGGUCGCUCUCUCCUGGCAUGACGUGUGACCUGCUGAUCCGCUUCGAGCCCAAGAUCAACGAGGACAUCGAAGAGGCCAUCCCCCUCCUCUGCCAGACCGGCCCGCAGGACAUCCCCCUCCGCUGCUACACCAAGAAGGUCAACAUCUCCACCUCCACUCCUGAGAUCGAGCUGGACGCAGUGCUGGGGGAGGUGGUGCACGGGGAGAUCGUGCUGGUAAACAGGGGGGCGCUGUCCUGCCCGGUCAAGAUCCGGCAGCUGCGGGAGCGGCCGAGGGAGGGUUGUCUGGUGGAGGACCUGGCGCGGGCGGAGGAGGAGGAGGGCUACGAGGAGAGGGAGAGCUCGUUGUCGUACGAGGAGGAGGCGAUCGUGGCAGGAUACUCGACGACCAAGAUCCGCAUCACCCUCACUCCCCAGCAGCCGUCGAGCAAGGAGGUCCUGCUGCACCUGUGCUUCCAGAAGAACCUCUCCAAGCCGCAGUCGGACGACAUCGUCGUCUCCGUGCGAGCCAACGUGCAUGACGUGCCGAUCUACGUGGAGGAGGAGAUCAUCGACCUGCGAUGCUGCUGCUUCGACGUCGUCUACUCGCAAGUCCUCCAGGUUCGCAACCGAGGCAAAGUCGCGCUCAAGGCGCUGCCCACGGUCCCUCCCGCCCUCCGCAGCUCGAUUAAGUUCUCUCCGGACAUGGCAUACGUGCAGGCGAGGAGCAGGGAGGGGGUCGACGGGGUGUUCAACUUCCAGAUGAAGUUCGAGCCGACGAGCGCGUUCCUGCAGCUCGCGAGAGAUUUCAUCAUGGAGGGCCCGACGGGCAAGCUGGACGCCUUCGCCAUCCCCCUCACCGUCUCAGUCCCCGACCAGAAGCUGCCCGUCAACUUCGAGCUACGCGUGCAGCUCACGGACGCCGGGGUGCAGCUGGACAAGCAGGAGCUCGACUUCGGGGAGUGCUCUACCUCCGACGCUGUCUCCAUCCCCCUCAGCAUACACAACCCCUCCGAGCUCCCCACCCGAGUCGGAUUCCUCAGCCUUCCCCGCGGGCUCUCCAUCAACCCGGACAUGGGGCUGUGCUCGCUGCUGCCGGGGGAGACAAGGACGCUGCAGGUGGUCUUCGCUCCCUUCACCGACACGGACUUCGACUUGAGGAUCGUCUGCUCGACCUCUGCCAACAAGAAGUACCCCAUCCGUUGCCGGGGGAGGGGCGUCAAGAACCCCCUCAAGCUCAGCUGCUCCAACUUCGUCCUCAGGCCCUGCGCGUACGGCGAUCGGGUCACCGAGUCGCUCUCCCUCGCCAACGUCUCCUCCUCCGAGCAGACGAUCGAGGUUGUCGUCCCCCGGGCCAGCGGGCUCAAGAUCAGCCCCCUCGUCGCGAAGCUCCAGCCCGGCCACUCCAUCCGCGUCCAGCUAGACUUCAGCCCUCCCUUCCCUCCGCCAAAGGUCCUUGAACUGCUCAAGGCUACGAGGAAGGGCAAGCGAGCAGUUGCUGAGGGGGAGGAGCAGGAGGGAGAACAGGAAGGGGAGCAGGAGCAGGAGCAGGAGCAGGAGCAGGAGCAGGAGGAGGAGGGAGGAGAGAGAGAUGCUCCUGAGGGAGAAGAAGGGCAAGAAGGCAAAGCUGCAGAUAAGUCGGAGGAGGAGGCGAACGAGAUGCUGAACGGGCUGAACGAGUCGGAGAGGAGGAUACGUGGAGCGCUGUUGAUCGAUCAGAUGCGAUCGGUAGAGGGAGAGGAGUGGUCCCGGCACGAGACAUGGCAGGUCCGCCCUCGAAACCUUUGA